UCAGAAAAGACAAAUGUAAACACAUUUCAAAAAUUAAAACCCUAAAAUCAACAAAUCCGCAGCUUCUGAACUCCACUCGCCGGUAAAAGCAAAAGUUAGCCGGAAAACGCUGACGGAGUUGGUCUUCGGCUAUCAGAAACAACAAGAAAUCCAGAUUUCAUCUUCAGGUUAUUUGCAUUUCAGAGGAUAUAGUUGUAGCAGUUUGUGUUGUCACAUAGUGUAAGAAAUGUCUACGAACAUUUUUGAUGGUAGUGAUUCGGAAAAUGAUGAUAUUUCAAAAAUUGAGAUAAACCAGGAUUAUGCUCGGAGGUUUGAGCAUAACAAGAGGCGGGAGGAUCUCCAUCGUUUUGAAGAGUUAAAAAAGAAGGGUGUUAUUGGUUCGGAAGAUGAUGAAUCGGAGUCGGGAUCAUCUGAUGAUGAUUAUGAGAAAAGUUUUGAUUCUAGGAGUGAUAAGAAGUUCUUUGAAGCGUUGAUUAAGGUGAAGAAGAAGGAUCCUGUUCUUAAGGAAAAGGAUGUUAAGCUUUUUGAAUCUGAUCAUAGUAGUGAAGACAACAGUGAGGAUGAGAAGAGUGAAUUAAAAGAUAAGGGGAAAAAGAAAAUGUAUUUGAAGGAUGUGAUGGCAAAGCAUUUGAUUGAGGAGGGGGCAGAUUUUGGUGAUGAAGAGGAAGAGAAAGGUAUACCAAAGAGUAGUAAAGGUAAAAAGGCGAUGUCUUUGAAUCAGGAGGAGAUGGGUUUUGUGAAUAGGGAUGGGAAGAAGAGUUAUGUUGAUGAGCAAGAGGAGUUGAAAAGGGCUUUUCAUGAAGCAGUAGAAAAGGAUGGUUUAGAAGACGGGGAAUGGGAUUUGAAGGAGAAGGAAGGUGAAGUCCAAGUAGAGAGUGAAGACAAGGAACUUGAUGAGAAACUGGAUGAAUAUUUCGGUAGAGAUGCAGAAGCGAAUGAAAAUUCUAAAUUUCUAAGAGACUAUUUCAAGAACAAAAUGUGGAUAGACAAGAAUGUGGAGAAUUUGAAUGUCGGAGAGGAAGAUUUUCAAGAAAUUUCAGAGGAUGAGAUAGAAAUUGAGAGGCAGGAAGAGUAUGAGCAUAGAUUUCAGGAAAAUCCGGGAGAUAGAGUGUUGGGUCAUGCUCGUAAGGUGGAGGGGUCAGUGAGGAAAAAGACAAAUACAAGGAAAGAGCAGAGAAAGAGCAAAGAGGAGAGAAUGGCAAUAGCACAAAAGGAAAGGGAGGAGGAGUUGAAACAUUUAAAAAAUGUCAAGAAGCAGGAGAUACGGGAGAAGGUUAAAAAGAUCAUGAAAACUGCAGGAAUUGAUGAUGAAGAUGUUAUCCCUCUGUCUGCUGCAGAAUUAGAAGAGGAGUUUGACCCAGAGGAGUAUGAUAGAAUGAUGAAGAAAGCAUUUGAUGAUAAGUAUUAUAAUGCUGAGGAUGCUGACCCUGAAUUUUGUAGCGAGGACGAAGAAGACACGGAGAAGCCGGAUUUUGAAAAAGAGGAUGAAUUACUUGGACUUCCUAAAGGCUGGGAUGAACCUGGAUCUGAUGGCGGGUUUUUGGCUGCAAGAGAAAAAGCAUUGAAAGAAAAGACUGAGAUUACUAGUGAUGAUGAUGUCGUUGAAAGUGAAAAUGAAAAAGAGGAAAUUCCCGACGAAGGUAGUAGUCGGAAGAGGAAGCGUAAAACAGCACUUUUGGAGAAAGCUAGACAGGCAAUGAUGGAUGAGUACUAUAAACUAGAUUACGAGGACACAAUUGGGGACCUGAAAACAAGAUUCAAGUACGCUAAAACAAAGCCCAACAAAUUUGGCAUUAGUUCCCCUGAGAUACUAUUGAUGGAUGACAAGGAAUUGAAUCAAUAUAUUUCCUUGAAAAAACUUGCUCCUUACCAGGAGGAGGAAUGGAAGCUUAGCAAACAAAAGAAAUACAUGCUGAAGAUGAGGGCUAAGGAGAUCCUUCGUGCAGCAAGUAUGGAUAAGAAGAAAAGUAAGAAGUCAAAGGUUGAUUCUGGCAAGAUAACUUCAUCAAACAAUGUUGUUGUGGAUGAGAAAGCAAACACAACAAGUUUGGAUAAGAAGAAAAAUAAGAAGUCAAAGGUUGAUUCUAGCAAGAUAACUUCAUCAAGCAAUGUUGUGGAGAAUGAAAAAGCAAAUGCAGCAAGUUUGGAUAAGAAGAAGAAUAAGAAGUCAAAGGUUGAUUCUGGCAAUUCAACUUCAUCAAACAAUAUUGUGGAGGAUGAAAAAGCAAACACAGAAGAAUCAAAAUCAAGGAAAGCCAAGAGAAGGGAAAAUAUGGCUAAGUUAAAGUUACCAGCGUCAAGGCUUAAAGCAUAUGGAAAGACAGCCUGAAAAUCUAUGCGUGGUGGCAAGUAGAAUUCGAUGGUUUGAGCAGUAUUCCCAUACUCUUAUAGAAGAUUGGAAAUUUGGACAUUCCAAAGGACAAUGUGCUGGCCCAAGUUUUGUGUGUGGAGAAGUUUUUGUCUUUAUAGUUUUCUCCAUUAUUAAAUGUAUAAUUAAUGUAUGGAAUUCUCAGUUAUAGUCGAACUGUGUUUGGGAUCAGCAGUUCAUUUUUGACAAAACUUGUUAUUGUAAUAUUUGUGUUUCCAAAAUUACAUUCAGAAUAGUACUGAUUUAGGCUAUUCACAAGUUAGUUGUAAUUGCAAAACAAAAAUAAGAACAAAGUGUUUUUUUUCAA
Lathyrus oleraceus (garden pea) is the source of this 2675-nucleotide messenger RNA. RefSeq lists its product as uncharacterized. Gene Ontology annotation, cellular component: nucleolus; 90S preribosome. NCBI's taxonomy places the organism in Eukaryota, Viridiplantae, Streptophyta, Magnoliopsida, Fabales, Fabaceae. The record is from RefSeq and is a predicted model, not a curated record. Gene Ontology annotation, biological process: endonucleolytic cleavage in ITS1 to separate SSU-rRNA from 5.8S rRNA and LSU-rRNA from tricistronic rRNA transcript (SSU-rRNA, 5.8S rRNA, LSU-rRNA). Bases 227 to 2329 code for a protein of 700 amino acids. The transcript has 3 exons.